AUGCAGCAACAACAACAGAACUACCCAUAUACCCACUCCUCAAAGCCAGCAGCACAGCUCGCCCACCUGGCUGCUGCCUCAGUAGUACGGAAACCAGCCUACACUCAAACACAAAAGUUCAAGAACCACUUCCAUGCCGGUGCAGUAUCCCUCUCGCUCUCAUAUGCAGUCAUGCACCCACUCGACACCCUCAAGACAAGGAUGCAGGUCCCCGGCGGCAAGGGCAUCGCCUGGUCUGCCGUCUUCACCCGCGAAACUGUCCGUCUCCUUGGCAAGGGCUUCCUCAUCAGCUCCAUUGGUGCCGGUCUCCAGGGUGGAGCGCGCUUCUCAUUCUACGAAUUGACUAAAUCAUACCUCCUCCCACCAACAUCCCGUUUCCAAACCGGCAACACCCCACCUCAACACCCCUGGUUCCUCCCAACCCUCUCCCCCAUCCCCGCGACAGCCAUCUCUGCCAUCAUCGGCGACCUCGCUUCCUCAGUAAUCAAAGUCCCCCGAGAAGUCAUUACCUCCCGCCUCCAAACCGGAUACUACUCCAACAUCGAGGGCGGCGUCAACGCAGGAUAUGUAUUCAGGGCAGUACUCCGGGAAGAAGGCGUACGAGGCCUGUUCAGGGGCUUCUGGAGCACCACCGCUCGGGACUGUCCCUUCAUGGUGAUCCUCUUUACGACCUAUGAGAACUUCAAGGCCUAUCAUACUCGCAACCUCCAGAUCCAGAUUACGUCCGACCCGAAUUAUAUCGCCUCUUCGCCUGUCGAGGUCAAGAUCCCACCCAUGACUUCUACGUUGUUUGGAGGGAUCUCUGGGUUCUUGGCAGGCUACUUCACAACGCCCAUGGAUGUCAUCCGGACCCGGAUCAUGACCUUCAAGAAAUCCGCUGCCGUCAUCACUCCAGGACCCACUACAGGAUCGAUCCAGUCUUUGAAGUCAGUAGUGGAUUUGACAAUGACCGGAAUCAGUCGAGAGAUGUACCACCAGGCGACGGUCCAGGCCGCCCAGAAGAGUGUCCAUUCGAAUGCGUUUGUGGCGAGCAUGCGACAUGGACAGAGUGUUUACAGUACCUUCUUUGUUGGUGCGAUCCCCAGGAGUCUGUGGUGGUUCUGUGUUUGCUCGAUCUUCUUUUCGACAUACGAGGUUAUGAAGCAGAACUUGAUGCCUUUGGACUACGAGCCCAACGCUACUCGCAAAUAA
Messenger RNA from Linnemannia hyalina, 1191 nucleotides. NCBI's taxonomy places the organism in Eukaryota, Fungi, Mortierellomycota, Mortierellomycetes, Mortierellales, Mortierellaceae. The record is from the annotation of a GenBank genome assembly.